Messenger RNA from Numida meleagris (helmeted guineafowl), 4260 nucleotides. It is a transcript of the gene RASSF8, whose product is annotated as Ras association domain family member 8. The transcript is spliced from 6 exons. The record is from RefSeq and is a predicted model, not a curated record. Lineage: Eukaryota; Metazoa; Chordata; Aves; Galliformes; Numididae. Gene Ontology annotation, biological process: signal transduction. The coding region runs from base 1130 to 2389 and encodes 419 amino acids.
AUAGUUGCCAUGGAGUUGACCACUAGGGUGCAUGGUUUGUAAGGGGAUGGCCACCUGGAAAUGAAAAGUAGUAGUCAUAAGGCAGGAUGCCUUAAUUCAUGACUACAGUAUACUGCACAUGACUCUUUCUAAUUAAUUCACAGGAGAACAAAUGUUGAAGCAGAGCCUGUAAGAUGGAGAGUGGUUUGGUUUUAAGUUCUGAAAUCUGUUUGUACUGAUCCAAGCUCCAUUUCCAUGGGAACAGGAAGUCUAGUGCUCUCAUUUGUCAACUUCAGCUGCCUCCUGGCUUUGGGGAGAGUAAAUUGUUCCCUUAUGCUAACCCUUUCAAAAUCAAGAGUUGUGUUACAUAUUAACAGCUCUUUUUUUCUUUUUUAUGGAGACAAAUAAUAAUGACAGUUCUUUCAUGCAUUUCAUUUCUGGAAAAUGUUUAACAUUAACUGCUCAUAGGUCAGAUAUCUGAGUGUUUAGAGUUUAUGCCAGGUUACCUAACUUCUGAAUUGUCAUGUACAUAGUGAUAAUGUAAUAUAUAAGAUCAUAGUUUCUUUCCUGAUAUUGGGGGAUAGGAGGAGUGGUCUUCAUUAUGGUGUAGUUUUUACAGGUUGUGAAGCAAAUCCAGCACUUUAUGUAUCUAGAAGGAUCAAAUCUGACCUCUGCCUGCCUUCCCCUCAGUUCUUCUGUCAGCUGCUUGCAGUAACACAGGUCUGUUCCCAUGCUUUGCACCAGCCGUGGAAUAUACUGGCUCCAGCAGCAGCUUCUCUCUAAAGACAUCAGGAAUCUGCAGUCCAAGUGAGCCUUCAACAGCACCGUGGUCUGCCCUGCCUCUGUACGACAGAUUUGAGUUUGAGUUAUGCUUUUGCCAGCAAUGUGGAGCUUCCAAGCCUGGUCUAUGUGGAGUUCAUACCAGCACAAUGACUGUGCCAGCCCCAGGGUAAAGCAGGAAGUGUCCUUGUCAGCAGAGCUGUCCCUUAUGCCUGUAGCAGCAGAUUGCACUAAGCCCGCUGCAUAACCAGACAUCUCCAUCUAUCUUCACUUGCUGCUCCUGAGAAGAGACUGCUGCAUUAUCACUGCUGUAGCUGCAAGCAUGACUUGACUGAGUUGCAUUCAUGGCUCUUGGAUGAUUUGGUGAACCAUGGAGCUCAAAGUAUGGGUGGAUGGAGUCCAAAGAAUUGUCUGUGGAGUCACUGAAGUCACAACAUGUCAGGAAGUUGUAAUAGCCCUUGCCCAGGCUAUUGGGCGCACCGGGCGCUACACGCUGAUCGAGAAGUGGCGGGACACCGAGCGGCACCUGGCGCCGCACGAGAACCCCAUCGUGUCACUCAACAAGUGGGGGCAGUACGCCAGCGACGUGCAGCUCAUCCUGCGCCGCACCGGGCCCUCCCUGAGUGAGCGGCCCACCUCGGACAGCGUGGCUCGCAUCCCCGAGAGGACGUUGUACCGGCAGAGCCUGCCGCCCCUGGCCAAGCUGCGGCCCCAGAACGACAAGGCCAUGAAGAGGAGGGAGCCCAAGAGGAAGUCCCUGACCUUCACCGGCGGGGCGAAAGGGCUGAUGGACAUCUUCGGGAAAAGUAAGGAGUCCGAGUUCAAGCAGAAGGUGCUCAACAACUGCAAAACGACAGCGGACGAGCUGAAGAAACUGAUUCACCUCCAGACGGAGAAGCUGCAGUGCAUUGAGAAGCAGCUGGAGUCCAACGAGGCCGAGAUCCGGUACUGGGAGCAGAAGUACAACGCCAGCCUGGAGGAGGAGAUCCUCAAGCUGGAGCAGAAGAUCAAGAGAAAUGAAGUCGAGAUCGAAGAGGAGGAGUUCUGGGAGAACGAGCUGCAGAUUGAGCAGGAGAAUGAGAAACAGCUGAAGGAGCAGCUGCAGGAGAUGAGGCAGCGCAUCCUGGAGUGCGAGGGCAAGCUGAAGGACUACAUGUCCCAGAUACACAACAUGGAGAGCGGCCUCGAGGCGGAGAAGUUGCACCGGGAGGUGCAGGAAUCGCAGGUCAAUGAGGAAGAAGUCAAAGAAAAGAUCGAGAAGGUGAAAGGCGAAAUUGAUAUUCAGGGCCAGCAGAGUCUAAGGUUGGAAAACGGCAUCAAAGCUGUAGAAAGAUCUUUGGGCCAAGCUACCAAACGGCUACAGGACAGGGAGCAAGAACUAGAGCAACUGACGAAGGAGCUGCGACAGGUCAACCUCCAACAGUUUAUCCAGCAAACAGGAACGAAGGUCACAGUGCUGCCUGCAGACCCUGUUGAGGUGGAGGCCCCACCUGUGGAGCUCGAGAGAGAGCCGACAUUUCAGUCGGGGUCAUUGAAGCGCCCUGGAUCAUCGAGGCAGCUCCCCAGUAACCUUCGGAUUCUGCAGAAUCCCCUGUCGUCUGGUUUUAACCCAGAGGGCAUUUAUGUAUGACAGUAUAUACCUCUAGGAGAGGACCUAGCAAGGUGCCCUGGACAAGAUACACUUUUCUUUUAUUCUGCCAAUGAUCAAUGGAAGAAGCUUUUUUUUUUUUUUUGUUAAGCCACCCUAUUUUUUGUCUUCUUCCUCCAACACACUACUUGGAGCCAUACCUUGUGCACUGAUGCUGAAGAGGCAGAGGAACUGUCUCGGUUCAUAAUUGGCAAUGGUGAAGUUGCUGACACACACCUAGAGCGCAAAACCAAAUGAAGGUUUUUGCCACUUCAGAAGCGUUUGGGAAAGUAUUAUUCCAUGUAUAGGCAUAAAUAAAAGACUGAGGGUGAGGGAAACCAUGUAUGCAACUGAUUUGAGGUUUAAUUUAUUCCUUUUAAUCAAUGGACGUGUGAAUGUUGACCUUUUAUAUUUUUUGUUUUUAACUUGUGAAUAAUCAUGUAUGCUUGUACAUCAGUCUGACAAGGUGACUUUAGUUUGCAUGUACAAACAUCCACCGUUUGAUCAAGGCAACAACUUGCAGUGCGGAGGGUCGUGUUGUGUGCUGAACCUCUUAAAUGGUUCCUCACCACUGACUUUGUCCAUUUCUGUUGUCAGUCACAUGUCACGUUCCAUCCGUUGCUACCUUUUAAGGCUUGAAAAGUGAGUUUGUGGGAUUUACUUGCUGUUGAAUCUGCCUUGAGCGAAGCACCUAGUGUUCAAAAGACAUAUGGAAUUUAAACCUUAGCUUGGUAAGAAUAUUUCCAGCAUAUGAUUGAGGAUGCACUAGUUAGAUGAUAUUUUAUUAUAUAGAAUGUAUAUUUGAAAUAUUUUGCCACAUUGUAUAUGCCUUUUGAGAAAAGAACAAUGUAAGAAGUUGUCUUCAUAUAUCUUACCAAAAGAGAGUAAGAGGCUUUCACUGUGUGUGAUUUUUUACUUUAUUUCUGCCAAUAGCCAUUACAGUGUUCUUGUUUUGCAGUAAAUCAUGCUGUUGGAGGAGAAAAAACAAAACAACACAAAUGAGCAUCCUCUCCCAGCUUUCCAGAGUUCACUCACGUUUUGUGGAGGGAAGAAACCGGGGAGAGUCCCGUGAAGUGGAUAGCAGAGCUUCUACUGACUUGAGUGGAGCUAGGCCAAUUUCAUUCCAGGUCCCCAGUGUAAACUGGUAGACUUUAACCCCUUUGAAAAUGUACUGCUGCUCAGUCACUUACAGAACAUGAAGUAUACAAACAGAAAAUUAAAAGAUCUGGUAGAUGAUUUUUUAUUUAAAAAAAAAAAAACAACACAAAAACCAACAAAGAGGUCACAUUUUAUCUUAAUGUUACUCUAAUGCAAUCAAAGCUAGGUUUAGACAAAAUGGCUUCUGUUCAGAAAGAAAGAUUCUACCACGUAGCAUGUUGGGUAUGGGUCUUGAAGUUGGAUUGACAGCAUGCACACCAAGUUUGCAGAGUAAGUUACUGGCAUCAGUGGGACACCUGAUAUACGUUAGGAGGCUACAGCCUCAUGGAUGAGAAAGAGAACGGAUGGACCUUACGUAGUUGCAUUUGGAUUUCCUGUUCUAACAGCAGCUCAAACCAUCAUCCGCACAUUUGUGGUCACCUUGACGUGAGAGGGUGUCACAGUGCUGUCACUGCAGUAUUUAAUAUUUAGGUCUCCAGAGCACAAAAACGAAGAGGAAGCCCAGAGUUCAGUCAGUGGCAAAAUGACAAAAGUCCCAUUGCCUUUGGUAGGGUCAGAAUUUUACCACUGGUAGGAAACUCCAAGCUUUUUUUGCCAUAGAAAAUUUUUAACUCCUAGUAUCCUUUUGUGUUGAUUUACGGAUGUGCAGUUUUUCAGUUUCUUUCUUUUCUUUUUUUUUUUUUUUUUUUUAAGAAAAGGAGCUUCCUAGUCAUACU